AUGGUGCAUGGGUGCACCUGGUGCACUGUAGAAGGUGCCGUACUGUCUCGACGGCGCAAACCGGUGGCAGAGGACGGGUCGGACUCGCUUGAAUCGUCUCAGAGCUGCGUCGACCUUUCGGACCUUGCGAUCGUUGUGUCGUCGUGGGAAGAUGCGUUAGAGUUGUUGGGUUGUGCGGCGUUCACGGCAGCAGCGGCGGCGGCGCUGAUAUUGUUGGGAAACGUCAUCGUCGCGGAAGCUUCGACUUCGCCUUCGGCGUUCGUACAGAACGUCAUCUACUCAACAAGAUUGCCAUCUUCUCCAAUUCCUAUUGCCCAGACUGGGAAAGGGGAAGUGGGUAGACAGAGCCAAACUCUCACCCAGAAGCAGCUCCUCAUCACUUUCAUGUGGUACAACAAAAUUUCAGGCCAAAGCUUCACCAUCAGCGUUGGGGACAAAGACAAUACCUCUUCAUCAUUCAAAUUCAACUUCAAUUCACAUGCAUCUGGCUGGGAGAUUUUAGCUCCCACGCAUCUGGCUUCUCUUGCUCCUUGCAGUGCUUGUAGCAAUUGUUGGUGUGGGUGCUUUUCUGUGGUGGGCAAGGCAGGAUAUGGUUCAAGACAGUGCAAGGCAACUACUAUUUUUUCUCUUGCUGACUUCUUAAAGCUCAUAGUUUUCUUCAACUGUGGUAUCAAACAUCUAUUGUUGCCCAGUGAAAACACAACCCAAGUUGUUGAGUGCUUUAAUUUCCAUGCUCUCAAUUUGGUCAUUCCCUCUACCAGUUUGGCACCUACAAGUGACUAGUAAAACCUAUUAUUUAUGUCUUCAAUUAUUUUUUAAAAAUAUAUUAGGUCUUACAUGAUGUUUUGGCAUUUGUGGAUGGUUAAUUUAUCAAUCUACAGAUCUUCUAGUGGAUAGUGUACCGUGUACCGAAACGCUCUAUGAUUUUCUUUUAUUUGGAGUUGACAAUUAAGUAAUGUUGGCGUGCUCUUGAUUUCAAAAAA
Molecule: messenger RNA, 983 nt
Organism: Prunus avium (sweet cherry)
Lineage: Eukaryota; Viridiplantae; Streptophyta; Magnoliopsida; Rosales; Rosaceae
Source: RefSeq, a predicted model, not a curated record